Molecule: messenger RNA, 2424 nt
Organism: Pyricularia grisea
Lineage: Eukaryota; Fungi; Ascomycota; Sordariomycetes; Magnaporthales; Pyriculariaceae
Exons: 1
Coding region: 1-2424 (807 amino acids)
Source: RefSeq, a predicted model, not a curated record
AUGGACUCGCGCAAUUCAAAGUCCCAAGAUGUUGAGUGGACGGAGCCACGCCAGGGGCAGACAGGAACGCCACAUCCAGUCGAAGAUGAAGACGAAAUUAUGCUCCGGGCUCUAGGUGUUUGCGACGGAUUUAGACCAAACGCGGUAAACUCAACAACAUCAUUCCCGGACAGGAAUACAGUAUCAUCUUACUUCAGCGGAGGAGAUACCAUUCCGUCGACGCCGGUAGAUCGCAACCUGACGGUGUCGCCGCUGAGUCGGCAAUCGAGCAUUUCAAAACCACCCAUACCAGACGACCCAUCCGCAAAAGGGCAUGCACUUGGUAACGAGGGUAUACAUGCAUUCCACAAUGCAAGACCGUCAUAUCCAAUCUCUCGUCAGGUUAGCUCAGCAACGUCGAUAUCUACGACAUCAUCGGCUUUCACCGAUGCUUCGCCAGUAAUUGUGCGGGAACAAUCAUAUCAGGGUCCAACCGGUCCAUCGCAUCCUUACACAUUGUACCGCCAGGACAUUGGCCUCAACCGGUCCCUGAGCGUGAGUACCACAUCGACAGUUAGGCCACCGCCAGAGCAGCCAUUUGUGCGCCCUAUAGGUCCAACCCAUCCUUAUGGUUUGUACGCCCAAAACACAGUUGGUAUUGAUCAGGUCGUCACUGUGCCUGGUCUGGCAGCAGGAGGGAUUGUUGGAUUUCCAGGUAUCGCUACGGACAAUUACAGACGGAGAUUGGGGCCUGAUGGCGAGGAAAUUGGGGGGUUGAUUGGCCCUCACGGACACACAGAGGAGCUUCCACCAUACACGAGAUAUCCCGAUGAGCAGUACGCUCGCAAGGUGAGGGAUGCGGAGGCGCUCAAUUCACCCUCAUCAUUGCCCCCGUCAAACCAACCACAAGUUCAGCAGCGACAGCAGGACGUUCAGCAGCGGCAGCAGGACGUUCAACAGCGACAGCAGGACGUUCAGCGGCGACAGCAGGACCACUCGGUGCAAGCACCGGCACCGAUCCCCGGUGCUGGCGGGAUUGGCAUAGCCGCGAGAAACCCCGAAUUUGAUUCUGUAGAGGAUCUCACUUCGCAACAUCGCCAUUCCUCGGCAAGUUAUAUAUCAACUUCAAACCUCAGUCAGCACAACUUAAACACAGCCGCCGCGGCAAUUGUAUCGGAAGACGAGAAACCUACGAAGCGGUGGCGGACCGCGGGGAAAAGACGGAUUUGCGGCGGCAUCCCAUACUGGGUCGCUGUUUUGCUUCUCAUCGCACUUCUUGUCGUGGGGAUAAUAAUAGGUACCGUCGUUGGAACCUUUGUUGCCAGACGAGGACAAGAACGAGACAACGGAAUAACGAGGGCAGCACCGUCGCCAGGAACUCCACCAGUGUACGACGCCUCACCGACACCUACACCAAAAGAUCUAGCCGAAUUGCCCGAGGGCAGGUUUGCAAUGCCUCUUGUUAUUAGACAACAACCAAACAUCUGUUUCAAUGACACGACACACGCACCAGCCUGGUCUUGCAGCAUCAUAUUCGGACUUGGCGCCGGAAUGUUCAUGGACGUCAAGAAAGAAUCCGAUAAAUACAGCGUAUCGAUCGGAGCCAACGAGACCUUAACCAUUAACAACGGGCUCUUUGCGUAUGGUACGCAGCCUCAGGUUAUCCAGGGCAGUCACAUCCUACAGACCGCCAAUGACCUGCUUGAGCCGAGCCGAGGCACAGCCUGGUACAAGAUGCUGCCAUUCAACAAGACUGUCAUAGUGCCCGAAAAUGCGCUUUCAGCGACUAUGCCGAACUCGGCAGCUAGGUUCCGUCGGGCAUUGAACCCACCAGUUUUUGGACCUAACGACUUCAGGCGCAAGUUAGUUGCGCAGCCUGGCGACAAGCCAUGGAUCUGCACCUGGCCCGAAACCCUACUCGAGAUAUUUAUAUACCCCAACCAAACUUCCGCCUCAACACGAAUUGGUGGACAGUUAUCCAGCAUAGCGGGAGCCACGCCAACGAGCCCUUCGCUCACUAGAGGAGCGCCGUUUCCCUUCUUGACUGGAACAUCAGUUCCGACUGGUUCGUUCUCUGACUUUUUUGGCGCCACCGAUCGCUUUCCGCUUUCGACUCCUGCCCCGACGCCCUCCGCCACGUCGGGCGAUGGCGAGUUCGGAUCGGUGUUUCCGGGAUACCCUCGGGUGGUCAAGCUCGAGGAGCGGCGUGUUAAAAGAUCACCUCGGCCUGUAUGUCGGCAAGUCUCGAUUGAGAGUGGCGGCAUAGCCAAGCCGGUCAUAAUGAAUGGAAGGCCCGUGGAGAUCACUAUCCAGGAACAGGGCAACAGUCCACCGCUGAGGAAGCGUGGUGAGGAGGAUGAACACCUACAACCCAAGUCGCACCAGAUCGUUCGCAGAGAUCCGGCCGAUAUAAGCGACUGCGGAUGUGUAUGGUUCAUCAAUUGA